AUCAAUGGCGGAAUAGGGAAUGAAGUCCACCCAAAAUCACACAUUUAUCUUGUAAUUUCACAAAUUCUGCAUGAGACUCCGAUUUCAAAUUAUUGUCAUCGAUACUUCAUUAUCUAAGGAUUUAGUCUGAGGAAUUAGAUCUUUGUUGGGCAGUUUGGUGGACCAUCAUCCCCGAAGCCAGAAAGCCAUGAUAUGUUUUUUACGUGGACCCGACCAUUUUGGAUACCACAAUGAGUCGCAGUGACGUCCUAAUGCAGUAUAACGAUAAUAUGCAAGGUUCGAGAAAUUUCCAAUCUCGAAACUACGAACUGGCUACAGAGGAUAGGAUGGCGAACCAAAGGGGGCCGCGCUAUGGCUCCAAGGUGAGCAUGCUAAAGGACAUGUUCAACCAAGGCCACCCAGUCCACGCGGAGGACAUCCCCCCGUUAAAGACGCCAUUGAAAGCUCGGUCACCGUCUGUUGAUCGUUCGCUAGAACGCUCGCCCGAUUCGAAGCGGAAACGUGGGAACACAGUCUCAGAUUCUGCGCCAAACAAGUCGCAAUCUAUGGAUGUCCAUGUGAAGCAGGACCAGGAGAAAAUCUUUGACAAUACGAAUCAUGUCCAGAGGUUUAAUUUCACUCGGGCGAUGUUUGCCCAAAUGGAAAAGGAUUCUGGGAAACCGCAGUCAAACCGAACGCAGCAAAUGCGUUCCACCACAUCUCCAGUGCGCUCUACGACGUCACCAGUCCGUACUGGCGGCUCUCCUAGGUACGAGAGUGACUUACCAAGCAAGCAACGUGCUGUUUCUGACCCCGCCGAAAUGGAACAAAAUGCAGAUAAUCAUGAUUCACAAUUACGUAAACCCCGUAGCGUUAGUCAAGUCGAGUACAGUCACCACAUGGAUGAAUCCAGGUCUGGCCAUCCAGGUGGCGUUUCUGAGCCCUCGUAUGUUCAAUCACGGGUCAAUCAGAGGCACCAGGAAAAGCCUAAUAUUCCUGUUAGGCCAAACCGAUUCUCAUCCCAUACUGACGGCCAGAAUGAUCAGCGGCACAGUUUUGCGCGAGUGAAUAUGUCGCCGGAGCGGAAAAUCUUGAACACAGAACAACGGAAGGAUAGCCCAGACCGAGGUCAUCUUGUACACCAGCAGUCAUUACCAGAAGAACGACCAAGUAAUCGCAGUAUGUCUCCAGGUAGUCGGUUUGGUCGAGAUCCACACGUUCCACCAGAGCGAUCAGUAGCUGUAGAUGCUCCCACACCAUUCAAGCCUUAUCAUAGCCGCAUACGUGAUGAAGAGCCUAAGAAGACUUCAGCACGUGACGAACCAGUUGCAAAAUGGCCACAGGAUGUUGCUUCAGAUGACGGGAGAAGACGCCGCAGGCCAUCACCAGAAAAGGGUGUAGCCGUUGAACAAAACUCACGCCGAGAGCGGAGUACCAGCCACGAAUCUAGACCAGAGGCUUCCAGACCUAUUGUUCAGGCAGAGACAACAAUACAAGACAAUACUAAUUCAGACCCACCACGUUAUCGGUUGAAUCGGGAACCAUCCGUUGAGCCGAAAUAUGGGCGGGAAGUGGAUACAGCAAAGAAUGUCUCGGAGCCUGUUCUUGAAGCAAAUGUUGCGUGGGAACCGGUUCCCUUGCAGCGGACAGGAUCAAAAGAACAAGUUCCUGCGCGGAGGUCACGAAGUCGUGAUCCAGUGCCUGAGGAUCGAAAACCUGAUUUGGUUGUCGAAGCAAAGGUGCCAGCACCAUCUGUCAGGCCAACAUCUUGGGAUACAAAGUUGGACAACGAUAUAAAUUUACGUGGCGGGAAAGAUACAGAGCCAGACAUUAUGACGUCAUCGUUUGUUGCAACGUUGGCGCGGGAACCUCAGGUCGAGAAGGAGAAUGAUUUUGGUACUUAUAAUGCUUCAAGUGGACCAAGAGCCGAGUUUGCCAUGGAGACGAGUCCGACUAGCCCGGCUGAAAAGUCACGGGAUCUAGAUGACGGACUUAAACCGUGGGCUACGAAAAUGAUACGCUACACACCGAAACACCGGGAUGGUUCAAAUUCCUCUACACCUACACCUACCCCUGGUGAUGAUGAGAAAAAAUUACCCCCCAGUGACAAUUUAGUCUCCAAUGCUACAUUCCAAGUGACUGUGCCGGAACCAGUGAGCCCGGCAGAACUUGAUUUUCCUGAUAUUGGAGUAAACGUGGACAGCGGGAGAUCAGAGACGUCUUUCGAGCUUGGGUCACCUACAGCCGCAGAGCAUUACUACCCGCCAGACGAGCUGAGCUCCGAUGAGGAUAGUGAUGAAGAAUUCCAGGCUACUCUUGAGAUCAGCCCAAUUGAUGAGCCAUCUGAGAAUGAGGAGGCCGAACCUGAACCGGAACCCCAGCAGAAGUCCAAAGGUGUCGAAUUAUUGAGCGUGCGCGAAGAUGGCGACGGGCAUGAAGAGCCAGAUCAAGGAUUUCAUUUGGAUACGCACGAAAUGGAAGUUGAGGAUGGCGUCCAUAUUUUAGAGGACGGAAACUUUUGGUAUGAUGUUGGCGGGAUCCCGGUAGAUGACCACGAGUACUUGCCGUCAGCGAAAAAACCAUCGAGAGUAAAAUUUAGCGCACAACCAAUCAGGGUAUUUAGCACAUUUUCUGUCAACGAGUACGACCGUAGAAAUGAGGACGUUGACCCCGUCGCUGCAUCUGCGGAAUAUGAACUUGAGAAGCGUGUUGAGCGCAUGGACGUUUUCCCCGUCGAUUUACUUAAAGGUCCAGAAGGAUUAGGAUUAAGUAUCAUCGGUAUGGGGGUCGGAGCAGACGCCGGUCUAGAGAAGCUAGGCAUAUUCGUCAAGACGUUGACCGAAGGUGGAGCUGCUCAGAGGGAUGACAGAAUUCAAGUCAACGAUCAAAUAAUCGAAGUAGAUGGGAAGAGUCUGGUCGGGGUGACCCAAGCGUACGCCGCAUCCGUGUUACGGAAUACCAGUGGGACAGUCAAGUUCCAAAUAGGUCGUGAGAAAAACCCAGACAAGAGUGAAGUCGCACGGUUGAUACAGCAAUCAUUGGACCAGGAUCGUGUGCGGGCCGACAGUCGCCGGCGAGAACAGGAGCGACAUAAAACGUUGCAGCAGGAGCUGAUCAAAGAAGAAGAAGAGUUCCAGAAGAAGCAAUUUGCUGCUCAGGACCAGGAAGCGCGCAGAGAGAUGGAGAAGGAACAGAUCGAGGACUCCCCGUCAAUACCCUCAGAGCCUCCUCCAGAGGAUUUGUCCCCUGAGGAGCCCCCUCAUAUAGAAACAUUUGAACUUGAAGAGAGUAGUAGUGAGUCUGUCACUCCAGAUAUGGACCCACAGGUUUUAUUUAUCAAAUUGAAAGAGUCUCAGUACAAAAAUGCUGUGGCCGAAGCAGAAGUUGCCAAGUUGAAGGCGCGUAUGAUCAACUUAGAGAACAUUGAGUCCCAGAAAAAACAAUACGAAAGGAAAGUUGAUGAUAUGGGGAAACGUCUGCGAGACAACGAGCUCAAUGCACAGAAUGCUCAGAAACAAAUUGCCCAGUAUCAGGAUUUACUCGAAGGAUCACAAGGCCAGUACAUCGCACUGGAGCGCAAGAUGCAGAGUGAGUACGGGAACUUGGAGAAGAAAUACCACAAGGCGAAGAAACUUAUCAAGGAGUAUCAGGCGCGGGAAAAGGACUACGUGCAAGAACGGGAGUCGUUUUUACAACAGCAGUCGGAACGGGACCAACAUUAUAAUCAGUUAGUCAAGACGUUAAAAGACCGAAUAUUUGGACUUGAAAAAGAUCUAGCCACGGCGAAGCAGGCAGCUGGCAUGCCUGUCGGCGAGAUAACGGACCAUGUGAUAGGUGUCGAAACACCUCUUCCAAAAUUUACAAUGCCAGAAAAAUUGGCGUUAUCUACAGAUAUUUCCUCAAAAGUGCUCAUCUCAGUCGUUCCGCAACUAGUGACCGACAGUUUCUCCGAAGCGUCCUCUGAAUCUGAUAUUAGCCCAGAAGCCGACGAUGAGCAGAAUCAAAGGCGGUCCACCGUUAGUAUGUUUGAAGCAAUCCCCGACCAUGAACUCCUCGAUAACUCACCGAGUAAAGCCCGGGCACAGCUUGCCAAAGAUGGCGGAUUAGCGGGUAGACGACCACCAACGAAAAAGUUGUGGAGAACUAGCCAAUCUACCAAAUUGGAACACACCCCUCCACCGUCUCGUACCGACAGUCAGUCUCCUGAUGGGGAAGCACCUAUCUUGCUUCCCUUCGAAGAAUUCCAAGAACGGCUUUUUUCCGAGUGGUCUGAUUUGGACAGUCCUCACAAGUCUAGCGAUAGUACGGUCAAAAAGAGAAAAGCACCGCAAGCCCCGGCCCAACCUCCACCAUCCCCUCCGGCCGAUAUUACACCACCAGAUUCGCCCUUCCUAUUUGAUGACAGCAAAGAUAAUCUCUCCGAUACUUCAUCAAGUGUUUCUCAAGCAUCGUACGAUCCCAGCCGGGCGGCCAUGUUCCGGAGCACGGCGUCAGAAAUUCCCGAAAGCGUUGCGGAAACCUCAACGGAUAUAAAAUUAGUUUCAUCGAAACAUGUGGGCGAGGAUGGUGGCCUAAGCGAGAACAUUCCAUCAUCGAGCCGUCCUAGUAAAGGGAUAACGAGCAGUCUGGGUAGGUUCGCUAAGCGAUCAGCCAAUCAGCAAGAAAACGAUGGCGGAAUUAUGCUAAUUUCUUCCAAACCCAUUGACACAGGCUACUCGGGGUCGACGAGAGAAAAUGCGAGUCCUUUCACUUCCGCCAUGGUGUCGGAGUACGAUGAUGACAACGUCAAGGCGCAGUCGUAUAACUUCAGCAGCAUGACCGUGUCCUCAGAUAAAAAAGAGGAUUUGAGUGGUGCAAAUAGGAAGGUCUCAAAUCAGUGGCAGUCUUGUGCAGUAACGGACUGGACUGUUGACCAAGUGUGUCAGUGGUUGAUAUGCUUAGAAAUGGACCAUUAUAAACCACAAUUUACAAUGGAGGCAGUCGAUGGAAGAGGACUUUUAGCUUUAGAUGGGAACAAAUUAAAGGGCCUUGGUGUACAGAAUAGCAACGAUCGUAGUUUGCUCAAGAAAAAAAUCAAAGAAUUAAAAACGGCAGCGGAGAACGAGAGGAAAAAACUAGAACAAAAGACACCUGGCGACAAAAAGCGAGAAAAGAAGAAAAUGUUCGGCUUUAUAAAAUCUGCCUCUUGAGGGGAUCUUGAAAAUGAUAUAAUGUGGACUUGAAACUUGGACAUAAAAUCACCAGCUUGCGGAAUGAUGCGCUCCUGGUGACAAUCAUGUGACUGUCCAGCGAUUUUUUCUGCGGUUUCAAGUGUCUUUUUAUUAGGUCGUUUGAUGACGGCACUAAAAGCUUGACUAAAAGAACACCGCCUUAAAAGAUGCGAGGCUAAUCUUAAUGAUUUUGCUGGUCUCACGAUGCAGCAGAGCAUGAUGGAAAAAAAUACUAUGUGGUGGCAUAAUCGUUUCGUUAGCAAAGUUUCUGUGAUCACAUCUUCCCACCUCCUGAAUUGACACCGGCCCCGAGUCUUACCUUUACCUUUGGUCUGUUGUGACCUUUGACCUAGUAUGUCUCGGUGCUGGACACUGGCUCUGUGCAAGAACUAUGGUGCUACGCAGGGGGCGGACCCCCUCCCCACGACAAGGGUGAAAAGUUAAAAGUUUGCGAGCAGUUCCAACAUGUCCAAUGUUAAUUAGACAUUUAUGCUAAUUUUUGAUAUGAUAUGAUAUGAUAAUGAGCUAAUUUGCACACUAUGGCAUAUUCAAUGUAAUCUCAGCUGGAUGCUGUAAUAUUCUGACAAUAACACAGAAUUUUUAAAGACGAAAUCAGUUAAUUAGCUAAUAAGCUUAAAGAUGCUAAUUAUCUUAUUCGAUAUGUGACACCAUGCUCAAUAGCUCAGCAAAUUAUUAUCUAUUGUUGCUGAUAUCGCUAACACAAUAAUUGUAGUUGAAACAUGCAACUAAUCUUUUACAAAUCGUUUACAGAUGAACAGCAUCUGUAAACAUAUCAUUGGUAUGCUAAUUAGCUAAUUAUUGAUAUAUCAUUGCUAUGAUCAGGAACACACUGUGAAUAGUAGUUGCAGGAUUACAAAAUAUCUAAGAUUAAAUGAAAAUGUUUGCUUUGAUUUUGAGACUAUUUUCUUCAAGCUUGGAGCUCCUCUGGUGUAGGCAUAGCAGGCCAAGAUUUCCUUGAGAGCUCAUCUACACGGUCCAGAUUUGAGAAAAGUAGUCUGGGGCCUCUUCUAAGGACCUCAUCCAGAGGGCCCAGAUUUGGGUGCAUGAUCGCAUUUGACAAAACUUGCUUGCAAGAAUCACUGAUCGCAGGUCACUUUAGGACAAUUUAUUUCAGCUCGAGGGUUUUCCUGGUCAAUUUCAAAUAUGUUUCCCCUAAAUAGGAGUUGCUGGUACCGCCUGACCCCUCCCCUCUGGCUAUGUACAUGCCCCACUAGUCGGAGCUGAAUCAGGAAGCCCAGAAAAUUAAAUGACAAAUUUGAUCCAUUAGUUGAAUGCAGAAUAAAGCACCUGUAACGAACAAAUAAUUAAUUAGUCCUGAUAAAAAAUUGGCCAGGUAGGGUGUGGUAAUUUUACACACGGUAUUAUAUUCAUUGUGUGUUUUAUUGAUUGGAAAAUCUCAAAUUCAAUUCCUAAUUUCAAAUCUUGAAGAAAUGGACUUGGCCUUAGUUUUAAGGAUAGAAGUACUAAAAGUGUUGGGUCAAUUGUAACUACUGCUCUGUAUCUAGUUGAUAUUGGACUGGAAACCAUAGCUUCCACAACAGUAAACACCUUAUACCUGGUGAACUUUUUAUUCAGCUCAUUUUGUAUAUAAGAAUUAGUACUUAAUAGUUCACUUGCGGAAGAGCCAGAUUGUAAAAAUCUGAAAUAUUGUGCAAGCGACUUAGGAUUUGAAACAUUUGUAUAUAAUAGCUGAGUCCAAAUUAUCUUGAAAGAUUUAACCUCUUUUCUAAGAUUGAUGAUUAUGAGGAACUGUCAGAAAAAAUGGAACGUGAUGCUGAUUUUACAAGUUAUGCUCAAACAAAAUUUGUCUUGAGAUAAUGAAAAACUGGCAUUUUUCAAACGUUGUAGUCAUGAUAAUUUGGUCAACUCUGUGCUUUAAAUGCUACUGUAAUUUUUAAGAACUAUUUUUUUCGCUAAUGCACCGUCAAACACCAACCCGAAAAGCAGGAAAAUUGUAGGUGUAUUAAACGCAUUCACCAUUAAAUUUUGGCAGCAAAGGCGAUAUUUGGUCAACAGCUAAUUGAAAAUGAGCAACUUUGCCAAAUUUCAGCCUUGCGAACACUUCACAGUUCACAUUAUACUUUUAGGCAGUUCUUUGUACCCAUUUCAGCAAUUUGUCAGACUCUCAUCAACUGCUAUUUAUUGAACAGCUUUUUAGCAGGCUCUAAUAGAUGUUUAUUAGGCUAUUAAACUGCUGUUUAUUAGGCUAUAAUAAACUGCUGUUUAUUAGACUAGCAAAUUGCUAUUUAUUGGGAGAUAUUUAUCAGACUCGGAUAAACUGCUAUUUAUUUGACUCUGACACACUGAUGUUUAUUAGACUGACUCUGAUAAACUGCUGUUUAUUAGACUGACUCUGAUAAACUGAUGUUUAUUAGACCGGCUCUGAUAAACUGAUGUUUAUGAGACCGGCUCUGAUAAACUGAUGUUUAUUAGACCGACUCUGAUAAACUGCUGUUUAUUAGACUGACUCUGAUAAAUUGAUGUUUAUUAGACUGACUCUGAUAAACUGUUGUUGAUAUGUGUAAUGUCUCUGAUGUUGGUUGGUAGUAAUUUAAAAAUCUGAAUGAUCUCUAAAAAAUUGGGCAACUUUGAAUGAUCUCUAAAAAAUUGGGCAACUUUAAUUGGAUACCAGUAGGUUGAAAUAAUACGAUUGUCUCUUGUAAGUGAUUUUUUAUUUUAUUUAAAUUUAACUGUGGUUCUUCGUGACUUCUAGUAAUUUUAUUUCAUAUUUUUUCGAUAUGUUUUCCAAGAUUUUUCGAUUGCCUGAUUUUGUGGGAAAAGUUACUUCAGUAUCAUAACUUUUCCGUUUCUUGGGAAAAUUUGGGUCGAGUGAAAUAGAACAUUAGGGUUCAGCCUGAAAAAUAUACCUCAACAUUAUUUGUGGUAACAUCUGGGAUGAGACCGCAUUACAAAUAUCAAAUUUUUAACGAACGGCACAGGCCUUUAACUUAUAAUCUCUGUGAGCAAACGUUGUAAUGAAAUGUUGCUAAAUGUACAGCCCUUCAGGAAUUGAUCAUUCAAAUUUGAACGCAUGUAAAUAAUUUUGGUUCAUUUAAUGAAGAACAGGGGCAUCACCAGAGAUUAUUCCAUCUUUUGUUAAAGGAUGUAAUAAAUUUGUAACAUGCUAUAAAUAUAUUCAGAUAUAUUAUAUAUAUAUAAUUAUGAUAUUCCUCAAUAAAAUGGGAGUAUUUUGAAA
Lineus longissimus is the source of this 8406-nucleotide messenger RNA. RefSeq names its product neurabin-1-like. Gene Ontology annotation, cellular component: actin cytoskeleton; postsynaptic density; dendrite. Gene Ontology annotation, biological process: actin filament organization; neuron projection development; calcium-mediated signaling. NCBI's taxonomy places the organism in Eukaryota, Metazoa, Nemertea, Pilidiophora, Heteronemertea, Lineidae. Gene Ontology annotation, molecular function: actin filament binding. The transcript is spliced from 23 exons. The record is from RefSeq and is a predicted model, not a curated record. The coding region runs from base 231 to 5168 and encodes 1645 amino acids.